Molecule: messenger RNA, 574 nt
Organism: Diatraea saccharalis (sugarcane borer)
Lineage: Eukaryota; Metazoa; Arthropoda; Insecta; Lepidoptera; Crambidae
Source: the annotation of a GenBank genome assembly
GGUCAAAUGCAUAUAUUUGUUUUUAGUCUUACACAGCAAGAAUGAUUGGCCUCGUUACAUAUUCUUCGUGAUACCAAUGUGUUUUUUAACUGGUGUGAACUUGGUGCUGUGGUUGCUGACUGCAGUGUACUGUGUGCGUGUCAAAUCAGUAGCACAGCAACUGCAAGCUGGUUCAGAAAAAGAUGCUAUUGCACGUCGUUAUCGGAUGUAUAAAGAAAAUUUGCUGUUGACUGGGAAGCUCUUUGUACUGAUGGGGAGUUGUUGGUUAAUUUACACAUUCGCGAUCUUUGUGAUGGGGCCUGAUGGUAGGGUGCCCCUGCCGGUAGCAAUAAUUGGCCAUUUGAUCGACCUCCACGGAUUGUGGUUAUUAAUUAUUCUGGUUUUUAAACCAAAAAAAAUUUACAUUUACAUCAGACGGAAACUCGGACUGAAAAAAUCAAACGAACUAAGUAAUGGUACGUUAUCAUCGCAGGCACACUCUACAAACAUUUCUAUGACGAGUGUAGUAACAUCGAUAUCGAAUUCUACAAUUCCAGCAACUUCAUCGAGAACAGAAAUGAAAGAAGAACGAUAA